Sorghum bicolor (sorghum) is the source of this 2918-nucleotide messenger RNA. RefSeq names its product ABC transporter G family member 11. NCBI's taxonomy places the organism in Eukaryota, Viridiplantae, Streptophyta, Magnoliopsida, Poales, Poaceae. The coding region runs from base 154 to 2823 and encodes 889 amino acids. Gene Ontology annotation, molecular function: ABC-type transporter activity; ATP hydrolysis activity; ATP binding. The transcript has 9 exons. Gene Ontology annotation, cellular component: membrane. The record is from RefSeq and is a predicted model, not a curated record.
ACGGGACAGUCGCCUGCCUCUUCGUCGUCCUCCCACGGUCCGGCCUAUUAAUUGGAGCUAGCGCGCCAGGCCAAAGCCCUACAGUGGUGGCGGACGUACGUACUGGGCGGGCGGUGAGCUAGCCGGCCGGCGAGGAUUGGAGUGCGGCGUUCCAUGGCGUCGCCGUUGCCGCGGUGGGCGCCGACGCCGAGCCCAACGCGGCCGCUCUGGCGAUGGGGCGGCGGCACGCCUGACGCUCAUCAUCCUGCCGCGGGCGGCGUUGGCACCGGCUGGUGGUCGCUCGCGAGCGGCGUCUUCGCGUGGGUCGCCCGCGGGGGCCGUCACCGAGGCACAGGCGACGACAGAGCCUGCGGCGGCGGCGUCGUCCCUGCAGGAUCCGGUUGCGAGCUGCAGGUGGUGGUGCCAUCGUCGGCGGCCGCGGACGCCGGCGCCCCCAGGGCGUUCCUGACGUGGGAGGACGUGCGCGUGACGGUGGCCGGCGGCGGCCCGCGCGGGGCGCCGGACGUGAGGAUCCUGGACGGCAUCAGCGGCCACGCGCGGCCCGGGGAGGUGCUCGCCAUCUUGGGCCCCUCCGGCGGCGGCAAGACCACGCUGCUCGACACCCUCGCAGGCCGAAGCCCUUCACCAGUGGUGGAGCGGCCGGCGAGGAGUGCGGUGUUGCGUGUGGGAAGGAGACGUACUACGCGACCUCUGCAGCUAGUAGCUGUCGAUCGAUCGGUAGCCAUGGCGGGCACGCCGUCGCCGUUGCCGCGGUGGGCGCCGACGCCGAGCCCCUCGUGGCCGCUCUGGCGCUGGGGCGGCGGCGGCACGCCUGACGACGCUAACAACCAUCAUCAGCCCGGCGGCCGAGGCUGGUGGUGGUCGUCGUCGUCGCUCCCGAGCGGCGGCGUCCCCGGACGAUCGGGGUGCGAGCUGCAGGUUGUUGAGGUGCCAUCGUCGGCGGACGCGGACGCGGACGCCGGCGGUGGUGACCCCAGGGCGUUCCUGACGUGGGAGGACGUGCGCGUGACGGUGGCCGGCGGCGGCGGCCCGCGUGGGGCGCCGGACGUGAGGAUCCUCGACGGGAUCAGCGGGCAUGCGCGGCCCGGGGAGGUGGUCGCCAUCAUGGGCCCCUCUGGCGGCGGCAAGACCACGCUGCUCGACACCCUCGCUGGAAGGCUAGGACCAGGCAUGAAUAAAAAAGGGCUGAUUUUAAUCAAUGGCCGCCAGGAGAAGCUUGCCUAUGGAACCUCGGCCUACGUGACCCAAGACAACGUGCUGAUGUCAACGCUGUCGGUGCGGGAGGCGGUGUACUACUCGGCGCAGCUGCAGCUGCCGGACACGAUGCCGUUGCCGGAGAAGCGGGCGCACGCGGAGCGGGUGAUCCGGGAGUUGGGUCUCGGCGACGCCAUGGACACGCGCGUCGGCGGCCGGAUCACCAAGGGCAUCAGCGGCGGGCAGCGGAAGCGGCUCAGCAUCUGCAUCGAGAUGCUCACGCGGCCGCGCCUGCUCUUCCUCGACGAGCCCACCAGCGGCCUCGACAGCGCCGCCUCCUACCACGUCAUGAGCCACAUCGCCCGCGUCGCCGCCCGCGACGACAUGACGGUCGUCGCCGCCGUGCACCAGCCCAGCGGCGACGUCUUCGAGCUCUUCCAUGGCCUCUGCUUGCUCGCCGCCGGCAGGACGGUCUUCUUUGGGACCAUCUCUGAUGCCACCGAGUUCUUUACUCUGAACGGAUUUCCAUGUCCACACCUGAGAAGCCCGUCAGAUCACUUCCUGAGAACAAUCAACAAAGACUUUGAUGAGGAAACCGUAGAGAGCUCUAAAACUCAAAGGAAAACAGCAGCUGAAGCAAUAGAAAUUCUGGCGACUGCAUACAGAUCCUCCGAUUAUAUCGAAAAAACGACAAACCAAAUUGUUGAAAUGAAAAACAUGGAUGGAGCUUCAUUUAGGAGGAGAGAACAAGCAAGCUUCGCCACAAAGCUCCUUGUGCUCACAAGGAGGUCAUUCCUGAAUAUGCACAGGGACAUAGGAUAUUACUGGAUGCGUUUGGGCAUCUAUAUGGGCAUUGGCGUAUGUCUAGGCACUAUCUUCUACCAAGUUGGCUAUAGCUACAGUUCUAUCCAGAGCCGAUGUUCAGUAAUAAUGUAUACAGUUGCACUUUUAACUUUCAUGUCUAUUGGAGGAUUUCCAUCUUUUGUGGAAGACGUAAAGGUCUUCAGAAAGGAGAGGCUUAGUGGCCACUAUGGUGUGUCAGAAUUUGUGAUCUCAAACACCCUCUCAGCUACUCCUUACCUAUCUGUGAUUGCUGUAUUACCCGGCGCAAUGCUUUACUAUCUCACCGGACUAACCAAAGGCGUGGAUCACUUCAUCUAUUUCGUCAUUGUCGUUUGCCUAUGUUGCCUUCUAGUUGAGAGCAUGAUGAUGGUUAUCGCCGCGAUUGUUCCGGACUUCCUUAUGGGGAUCAUCGUUGGAGCUGGAGUGCAGGGGGUGAUGAUGCUCAAUGGGGGCUUCUUCCGCCUUCCUAAUGAGCUCCCAAAGCCUGUAUGGAAGUACCCUUCCUACUACAUCUCCUUCCAUAAGUAUGCAGUGCAAGGGCUCUACAAGAACGAGUUCAUGGGGCUCUCUUUCCCAAGUGAUCAGCUGAUUGAAUCCAAUGUCACCAUCAGUGGCAUUCAGGUCCUGAAGAAAAACUUGCAGGUGGAGAUGGGGUACUCGAAAUGGGUGAACCUUGCCAUCCUUUGUGGAAUGAUGGUGAUAUACAGGAUGAUGUUCUUCGCUAUCGUCAAGAUUACCGAGGAAAUUCGACAAAAAAGGGGAGGCAAACGAGGAUGUGUUAGAUAGUAGUUGCCUUCUGUAUAUAUAUGUCUUUCAUUUUCCCAUUCUUGUAUCACUUUAAUGACCUAAUUGUAUAAACUGCAAAUAAUGCUUUGGUUGUC